This is a messenger RNA of Pseudoliparis swirei, 1184 nucleotides long. RefSeq lists its product as uncharacterized. Lineage: Eukaryota; Metazoa; Chordata; Actinopteri; Perciformes; Liparidae. The transcript is spliced from 2 exons. The record is from RefSeq and is a predicted model, not a curated record. Bases 212 to 937 code for a protein of 241 amino acids. Gene Ontology annotation, molecular function: metal ion binding.
UCGCAGCAGCUAACGUUAGACGUCCACAUUUGACGUUUGGCUCUUUUAAAGAGGAAAUGGGAGCGAUUAAGUUGUCCUCCGCGGUUUUAUUUUAAUGCAUUCCGCCGUUCACUGAGAUUCUAGCAAACCAAAGGAGCAGCAUUAGUGGGUUUUAAUACUGAGAUCAAGCUAACCAUCUAAGCUAGCUAUCUUAGCUUCGGUUGGUUAACCCAUGAACUCUCUGGUCGGCUACGGGGUGUCCUCGGACAGCGACGGAGAUGGAGAUGAUGUUGGAGAGCUGGAUGGCGAGGCGUCGGCUGUCAAAAAGACCCGCAACUUUUUGCUAGAGUCUGGUUCAACGUCCAGCGAAUCUGAACCAGAGGACGGGGACCCGGAGCCCUCCUCACCGCCCCCGCUCCCCCGAAAGCUGGGGUCUUCUGCGGCCCACCGGCCGGCCCCUCCCCCAGGAUCCCUUGCCUGUCACAAGCUACCUCCUCCCGCCCUGAACACCUCCUCGGACAGCGGCGUGUUCGCCAACCCUUUCAAGGCGCAGGCGGACCGGAAGCUGAGCGCCUUGCAGAAACACGUCCCCCUCACGAUGCAGCCCAAGCCCUCGCAGAUCGGCGGCAGGAAGGUGUGCGUGUCGUACCGGAAGAACGGACGCUGCAGGUUCGGGAUCAAGUGCAAGUUCGCUCACGACAGCGACCUCCAGACUCUCGCCGAUGGUCACGCGUCUGCGGCCGAGGAAACGCCGGGGUCAGGUCAGGCCGAGGCCCGAGCUGGGGGCUCCCGUGGCAGAGGAUCCCAAAACCCGCGGCAGAAAAAAGAGGAGUCGUCGUCAGGAGGGCAGCAGAUGAAGAGGAGGAAGGUCGGACUGAGUAACACCUUGAUUCCUCCUAAACGAGCGAUGAAGCAGUACGCCACGCAGAGGGGCAGAGAGCAGCUCAAUAUGUCCUGAUGUUUCCUCAGCUCCUAUACUAUGCUACAGCAAGAGUGCUGGAAUGGUCUCUGUAUGUGUGUCGUCGAAAUUGUGCACUCACCAUUUAUCAGACCGGUUAAUGAGUCACAUUACAUUCGGACCCCUUUUGUGUCCGAAACAACUUCCAUUUGUGUUCCUCCAUCUAAACCUAGAAUUGUGCCAGUUUAGGAAAUGUUGUGGGGCUGCUCGUGUUAUUUACCAUCAGUAAAUACAACUUUGGACACAU